AUGGCGUCUGAACAUCAUCCCACGAUACCACGUUCUGGCGCAAGGACUCUUGCCGACGAAAUCAACAUUGCAACUCGACAACUACAUACCCACCUUAACCGCCUGAUCACCGCGCGUCUCCCGCUUUGUCUUCCGCCACAUACGUCCGAUCCGCGCGUCUACGCUUCCGGGUUAUUACACUUUGCCCAUGUCUACUUUACAUUCGAAUCUUUGUGGCUGGACAUUGUCAAAGACCAACCCACUAGUCCUUCUGAUACUGAGUCGGCUUCACCUUCACAAAAUGCGCCUGCCUCUACAACCGAUCUGGACCCCACCGCCACUUCCACCUCACCCUCAAUUUCACCGCGCGUAUCCCUCCUCCUAUCCUCUCUCUUUGACCCCGGUCUCCUACGUUCUUCCAGCCUACGCGCCGACUUACACAACACGCUCGACCUGUCUCCAGACCUGCUCGAAAUCGCAUUAACCCAAGCGCCCAGCCCCGUUGUGGCAGAUUACAUCUCGCAUAUCCGGACCACCGUGCAAGCCAGACCGCACGUGCUUCUCGCAUAUUUCUGGACAAUGUACAUGGCGUUGUUCGCCGGGGGCCGGUGGAUCCGGGGUCAAUUGCGCAGCGGACUGUGGCCUACAGCAGGCCUAUUGUCUGAUGAAAAGAGCGCGUGCGUCCCUGGAAUUUCGUUCUUCUGUUUCCCCGGCGUCCUCGACGGAGAAGAUAUCAAGGUGGCGUUCAAAGCGGGAUUCGUGCUCAAGUCCGCAGAGCUCCUGAAUGCGCAGGAGAAGGCCGAGAUUGUAGAUGAGGCAAGGACAGUGUUUCGGUUUAGUACACUGAUGGUGGAAGAGUUGGAUCGUGUGGUUGGUGGGCAGCAAGCGCAAAACACAAGCGUUCUACCAGCAGGUACGGCGAGUGUCGAACCUGCCGGAAACAAGAGCGUUCCACGGGCUGGCAGCGCGACUCUUGACGAACACACUCAAAAAUCCGCUCUGAACCUCGAUCCCACCAAAGCGCCCGGCGGAGCGGUAUCCGUGUCCAGAUCUCCAUCGACAUUCAUUCAAUCGCAACCGCAUCUCGCAGCGUUACUUACGCUCGUUGUGGGACUGUCUGGAUUAUUCUUUUAUUUUUUCAUCGUUUCGUUUUAG
Molecule: messenger RNA, 1134 nt
Organism: Xylona heveae TC161
Lineage: Eukaryota; Fungi; Ascomycota; Xylonomycetes; Xylonales; Xylonaceae
Product: heme oxygenase-like protein
Exons: 2
Coding region: 1-1134 (377 amino acids)
Biological process (GO): heme oxidation
Molecular function (GO): heme oxygenase (decyclizing) activity
Source: RefSeq, a predicted model, not a curated record